Messenger RNA from Seriola dumerili (greater amberjack), 1189 nucleotides. It is a transcript of the gene anp32b, whose product is annotated as acidic nuclear phosphoprotein 32 family member B. Gene Ontology annotation, molecular function: histone binding. Bases 191 to 985 code for a protein of 264 amino acids. Gene Ontology annotation, biological process: regulation of apoptotic process. Gene Ontology annotation, cellular component: nucleus. The record is from RefSeq and is a predicted model, not a curated record. Lineage: Eukaryota; Metazoa; Chordata; Actinopteri; Carangiformes; Carangidae. The transcript has 7 exons.
GGCGCUGUUGAGCAUAUAUUUUGUUUCAGUCCCGUUUCCCUCCAUGGUUGUCUCCUCUCUCCGACUAACUUAGCGUUUGGCUCAGUUCAUUAUACAGUCCUAUAUUCUCCCUCCAUUAGGGCAUCUCUGCCUUUGGACUGAAGAUCCCACCAAAACCCAAGAGAGAAAAGUUUCAGUUUCACAGGGCAAGAUGGACAUGAAAAAGAGGAUCCACUUGGAGCUAAGAAACAGGACACCGUCUGAUGUACGAGAACUUGUCCUUGACAAUUGUCGAUCAGUUGAAGGAAAAAUCGAAGGCCUCACAGCUGAGUUUGUCAACCUGGAGUUCCUCAGUUUGAUAAAUGUUGGCUUAAUCUCAGUGUCCAACCUGCCUAAACUAGGGAAACUCAAAAAGCUGGAGUUAAGCGACAAUAGAAUCAGUGGCGGCCUUGAUGUUUUAGCAGAGAAACUACCCAACCUCACACAUCUAAACCUGAGUGGCAACAAAUUGAAAGACAUCAGCACAUUGGAACCAUUGAAAAAGCUGGAUAACCUGAAGAGUUUGGACCUGUUCAACUGUGAAGUGACAAACCUGAAUGACUACAGAGAGAGUGUGUUCAAGCUGCUGCCUCAGCUCACCUACCUGGAUGGUUAUGACAUGGAGGACAGGGAAGCCUCUGACUCUGACGGAGAGGUGGACGGAGACGGCGUAGAUGAUGAUGAAGAUGAAGAGGGAGAGGAGGAGGAAGAUGAAGAUGGAGAGGAGGAGGACUUUGAUGAGGAAGAGGAGGAUGAGGAAGAUGAAGAGGAGGUAGAAGGAGAAGAGGAUGAUGAAGAGGUCAGCGGAGAAGAUGAGGAGGAAGAUUUUGGUCAGGAUGGAGAAGUAGAUGAAGAGGAUGACGAUGACGAUGAAGAUGAAGACGAAGCAGAAACUGGCAAAGGCGAGAAGAGAAAGCGAGACCCAGAGGACGAAGACGACGAUGACGACGAUGAAGACGACGAUUAAGAGCAAAACUGAAAACAUGAGCCUACCGAGUUACCCUUCCUCCCCCACAAACCCGAACAUCCGCCCUCUUACAACUCGCACCGCCUUUGUAAUCCACGUCUACCCCCCCAGCUCUGAGCUCUUUUAAUGGGGCAAGACUGUACCGGAUGGGUGGGCCGAGUGGAGCUGCCCCCCCCCCAACCCUUUUUUUUCUCCCCCAAUGGA